Branchiostoma belcheri (Belcher's lancelet) is the source of this 1579-nucleotide messenger RNA. Its product is annotated as methylsterol monooxygenase 1-like. The transcript has 7 exons. The record is from RefSeq and is a predicted model, not a curated record. Bases 172 to 1035 code for a protein of 287 amino acids. Gene Ontology annotation, molecular function: iron ion binding; C-4 methylsterol oxidase activity. Lineage: Eukaryota; Metazoa; Chordata; Leptocardii; Amphioxiformes; Branchiostomatidae. Gene Ontology annotation, biological process: sterol biosynthetic process.
CCUUUAUGGCAUGAUUUUCUCGGGUCAGAAGUCCGCGUAUAUUAUUACAGGCCGACCUCUGACCACUACUGCUUUGUCAGCAGUCGGUCGCAACCCAGAGGUGGGCCUCUAUCUGGUCGCAACCAAUCUACGCCCAAAACCUUCUCUUCAAGUCUUUAAAACACGAGAGACAUGGACGUCAACGAUUCGCUGAUCACCACCGUCAGGCUUGUAGCUGACUACAUGCCGGAAAACCCGCUCAGCGGCCCGUUCGAAGCGAGCUGGCGAUCCUUGACUGAGAACUACACCGAGUACCAAAUCGCUACCUGGUGGUCUCUGUUUUAUCAUGAGGUGACAUACUUCCUGAUCUGCCUACCUGGGUUUCUCUACCAGUUUCUUCCCUUCAUGCAGAAAUACAAAAUCCAACAGAACAAGCCUGAGACAUGGGAGGGACAACUGCAGUGCUUUAAGCUGCUGAUGUUCAGCCAUUUCUUCAUCCAGAUGCCCCUGAUAUGUGGGACCUACCACUUCACUCAGUGGUUCAACAUACCGUAUGACUACGACUCCAUCCCACCAUGGUAUGUCCUGGGUCUGCAGAUUUUUGGGUGUUUUGUAGUUGAAGAUGUCUGGCAUUACUUCCUCCACCGCGUUCUACACCAUAAGGACUACUACAAGUAUGUGCACAAGGUUCACCAUAACUUCCAGGCCCCAUUCGGAGCAGUGGCAGAGUAUGCCCACCCAGUGGAAACUGUGGUGCUGGGAACAGGGUUUUUCCUGGGCAUCCUGUUCUUCUGCACCCACUUUCUGCAGAUGUGGGUUUGGGGGCUGUUCCGUCUGCUGGAGACCAUAGAUGUGCACAGUGGAUACGACAUCCCGUACAACCCUAUGCACCUGCUGCCCUGCUACACAGGGGCACGCUUCCACGACUUUCACCACAUGAACUUCAACGGGAACUACGCCCCGACCUUCAGAUGGUGGGACAAGCUGCUCGGCACCGACUGGCAGUACAAGGAGUACUGCAGCAAGCUGGCCAAGGAGGGAACCAAGAAGGACUAGGAACAACCUUCUCAAUAUUCAGAGUUUUAGAGUUCCUGUUUUAUUCAUUAUUGUGAGUUUCUUGAUGACUAUGUUGUUCCCCACUGGCUCCCAUAAGGCAACAUAUGCAUGCAGAUCUACAUGGAAAUUGAAGACAUAAAAUAAGAUAACCUUUUCUGGGACCUUUAACCUAAAUUUGUGUCAGUUUCCCUGAUGUGCCAAGCAUGUGAAAAAAAAAAACUUAAGAAACACAACACACACACACACACACACACACACAAAACACCUCUGUACAUGGAAAAAUAACAAUCCCUAAGCAGAUAUUAUGAGGGAAAAACAGAAUGUUAUGAUUUAACCUGACAGCUUCUGCAUAGAGAUAAACCCCCUUCCUUGCUGCUUUAUGUCCUGGAACUACAUGUACCUUGGCAGGGAGGUUAAAAUCACAACAUUCAAAUGCAUCAAAAACAACAUAAAAGAUCUUUUCAACUUAUCCAACAUACAAAGAUGUAAGCCAAACAUUUUGCCACAGGUCACGAAGUUAUGGUAUUACAUCUCUGUAAUAAUU